AUGUUCUUGUUUCAGGUUGCGACACGACCUUGGAGCCCGGAUCAGGGCAAGACGCGGGAGAUGACCAAGCUGUGCAACCAUAAGAGGAAACUUUUGCUGCCGACCACGGCGGCCGGCAGCCCUGUUGCAUCCUGUACACCGGCGGUGUCCUCCUCGGCUUUGUCCGCCGGCCAGCCCGCAACCGCGAUCCACGUGAACGCGGACUCGCCCACAUCGCCUGACAAAGCCAGGAAAGAUGGUCUGAACAAGAAGAAGAAGAGGAAAAUUGGAGGCAUAGGAAACAUUUUCUCCGGAGUCUCGGUCUCGCAACUUAUGGCACAACGCGAAAGGGCUAUUGUCGCGGCAUCUGGAGUGCAAGGAUCGCCAGUGCCAAAUGGAUCGCAGGUGUGGCCAAUUGCGAUUCCAAAUUUGCAAGUUCAACAAACUAAUCAGCAGAUCUGUCAUCAGACACUAAAUUCGCCUUCGCAAACUCAAGAUAUAAACGGCUGUGCAACGAGAAAUCCUCAGCAAAGGUUAGGUCAGCAUAAUAUGUCGGGGAUGCUAAUGGGAAAUUCGCUGAUCAUGAAUCAGCAAGGCGCUAAUUUUAACAACAUGACUCAGCAGCAACAACAGCUGCUGCAGCAGCAGCAUCAACAGCUCAUAUUACAACAACAACAGCAACAGCAGCAACAACAGCUUAUGCAACAGCAUAUAUCUCAACAGCAACAGCAGCAACAGCAACAGCAACAAACGCAACAGUUGCUACCUCAUCAUCAGCAGAUGCAACACAUGCAAAUUUUACAGCAGCAUGAACAGCAACAGCAUCAAAAUACGAUCGUUAAUCAAUUACCGCAGCAACAAGCUUCGCAUUAUCUGAAUCAGUUGAAUCAGCAACCGUUGCACGUGAUGCAGCAACAGGAACAUUUGAACCAGCAGCAGCAGCAGCAGCAACAGCAGUUGCACAUGCAGCAAAUGCAGAAGCAUAAGAUGCAGCAGCAGCAACAACAGCAGCAACACUUGACCCAAGAGGUUGAGCAACAAGUGGGCAAUUACAAUCCUCAGCAUUCGUCGGAGAAUUACGUGCAUCACAUGCAAGCCUCGCAAGUCACCGCUCAGUCUACGCUUCAUCCGCAGUUGCACCAAAUUCAUCAACAUCAGCUGCAGCAACAGACCCAACAGCAUCAAGUCAGUCAGCACGUGAUGCAGACUCAACCGGCUGAUCAUUUUCAGAUGCAGAUACAACAGUUGCAGCAACAACAGCAGCAUCAGCAUCAGCAACAAGUACCUCAAGUGUGCGUGCAACCCCAGUAUCCGAAUCAACAGUUGAAUCAUCAUUCGUUGGACGUGAUGCAGCAACAAGCCCCUGUGAUGAACGCUGCUGAUAUGCAGAAUAGACAUAACCGUGCACCUUCCGUGACGGAUGAAGAUAUAACUGCGAAGCAAAUGCAGCAACAACAGCAGCAGCAGCAGCAACAGCAGCAGCAGCAGCAGCAACAGCAGCAACAGCUGCUGUUGCACAAUCACGCGGUACAACGGCACCAUGUCGUACAAAAUGGAAACCUGUCGAAUAAUUCGCACGAAAACAUGCAACGAAUGUAUACUCAGAACCAGGUUCAGUAUCCUGUGAGGAAUUUCGAUACUUCGAAGGGAACUGUUGUAGAUGUUAAACAUCAGCAACAAUACGCUUUAUCUAAUGUAGCGGGAAGGAGCCCGAAUACCAAUCAUGCUGUUGAAGCGCAGCCUGGAAUGGGACCAAACGGGCAGCCCGGUAAUGUGCAUUUCAACUCGAGAACACCGCCUUGGCAACAGAAUCGGUCAGCCUCGGUUUCUCAUCAGCCUUCCCUCGUCACGGUCCAGAACAUCACUUGCAACUCCUUCGAUCGUGUUCCACCUCUGCAUCAUCACAUUCCACAAGCGUCUACCUGGACCGACGAAGUGGCGCGCAAGAAGGCCAAGUCGAGCAAGAUAAUGGUGAAGAAGCAGCGUCAGCACAGCGUGACAGACGUUAGGAAUAACAGCCUCGAUCAAUCGGCUUCCAGUCCUAUCGACGAGUUCAACGAAAAGAAUCAACAGAACAAUAAUCAAAUAGGUUCAACUGUGAAUAGCAGUGGUCCAUCGUUCUUGGAGGAUCCCAGUGGCUACCUUGCACAGCAGACAGCUUUGUUGAACAGCACGAUAUCGAGGCAAACCGGUGUCAGUAGUUCUCAAGUGGGAAUCGUGAAUAACUCGAAACCUCCGCAAACGAACCACGGAUCGCAUUUGCCUAAUAACACUUAUCUUCCACAACCAAAGCCUUCCUCCGGCGCCAGCCCCACGAGCACAUCGACGUUCAACUCUGUGAAAAACCACGCGACCUCGCCCGUUGUCGUGCACAGUAGCAUGACACCCACUUCGAGUAGCGGAGGGACAGAUUCAGAGAGUAGUCCUUGCCAGGGUUGCGUUACGAGUGCCGAUACCCAAUCCUACGUGCAGGAUCAAUACAAACAGCAGAUGCAACGUCAGUACCUGAUGCAUUCAGAUCAACGCGAUGAUCCUGUCACGUCGUCCACGUUUGGGGAGCAAUAUCAGAACAAUCAACAGCAGACUGACUCGAGGCCGAUCCAAGGGGGCACCGUGAGUACCAGUCACGGAUCUCCAAUCGGCACGAACAGUCCAGCGAAUUCGGACACCCCAGCUUCGUCGACGCCUGGAAUAUCUCAGCCAGCGACCCCUCAAAGUCUCAUCUCGUCGCAACCGUCGACGCCGCAUAGUUACUCGCAACCGCCAACACCUCAUUCGCAUUCUACGUCUGGUCAGGUGCCAUCUCAACCUCUAACGCCUCAGGCUCAGCAACCCUCACAGUCUUCAGUGAGCAGUGUUGCGCCAGAGCAACGCGCCGAAACGCCUUGCUCUGCUACAACGAGUUCAAAUGUAGUUCCUUCUAGUACGACGUCGUCGCAAACAUCCACCUCCGGCUCAGACGGCAUGACGCCUCAAAUAACGAAGAGGCAGGCCACUAGACAAUCGUCCCUGGAUGGUUACCAGCCGCAUCCGCACACUGUGAACGCUGUUUCGAGAGUACCUAUGAAUCACUUUGCUGGUACAUCGUCGGUAAUAACCACAAUGGCGAGUGGGCAUACGGUUAGCAGUAAUACGAUCACGUCUGUGUUAGCUGGGAGAGCGAAUACCGCCACGGUUUCAAUAAACACGCCUUCCGGAAUGCCGAAUCCUGCUAUACCAGAUAUACUCUCGACUAAGCCGCAGCAUCAAGCGUCAUCCACGACCCUGACGAAUGUACCGACAACUGUCAUUGCUACAACCUCCUCUCUUCCCAAUAGCCAACCAUCAAUAGCAAUAAGUGUCUCGAAGUCACCGUUAGAGAUGGUUCAAAGUGUCGUUAGCAGUAUACAGGUACCCCAGAACAGUACCAAUUCGCCAGUACAACCGCAGAAUCAGCAACAGCAGCAGCAACCGACGCAACAGCAUCCUCAGUCCAAUGUCCAGGUCCAUAACGUUCUUACCUCUGGUGGAAUAUUGAAACACCCUGCUGGAUCGACCUUACCUCCCGGUCAUAUAUUAGUGUCCAACGGCGGUCAGCUUAUAAUGGCUAGCACAGGGUCAGGCAUCAACGGUGUAAUGGCACCGCCUCCUCCAAAAAUCAUUUCCAAUUCCAACUCUAUGCCGCCAUUAUCAGUGUCGCCUAUGGUGACCAGUGUGACAGGCGCUGUCAGCCAGGUGAUCCCCGCAGUGGGUGUAGCCCAGCAAGUUAUCGGGCAGCCCACGGUGCUCGUGAACACUAUUCAGACUCCUGUACUUAUACAACCUGGCGUGAUGACGAUGGACAGUAUUGGUCAGAAUGUUCAAAUACCGCAUCUAACCGUGGCAACUGGGAACGUGAUACAGAAUGCUCAGUCGAUCCUAGACGCGAAUCAAGAUGUCGCGAGGAACGUGAGUGCGAAUCAAGGAAUGGUGAACCGACAGCCAGCGUUACUGUCACCCGAAUCGGCGAUGAGUAAAAAGAAAGCGUACAAGAAACGAAAGGCCAACCCGCAGACAGUAGCCUCGAUGUUGCACAUUGCUUCGUCCCAACAGAACGCUGGCAUGUUGAUGCAGUCUCAGUCGAACUUCGCACAGCAGAACUUCCAGACUCAGAGCAUCGGCGGGCCCAUGUUGCAGGCUUUGACAAUUGUCCCAGGAAAGGGCGGAGCACCGGCUCAAUUGGUAAUGAACGGACAGGCUGGUGCUGCCUCGGCACAGUUCAAUGCCCAGCAAAUCAUCACGAAUCCUCAGCCUGCUCAGCAGAUCAAUCUCCUGCAGCCGAAAAAAAGGGCUGCUGGCAUGGUUCAAAAUUUCCCUACCAUUCAACAGUUCAUCGUUCCCGGUAUAGGAAGCAUGGUCAUGUCUGCUGACGGGACGGCUACCUUGCUGCAAGACACAGGGAAUAUAGGUAUGCAGCUGCAGAUACAGAACGUGAACGGUCAGAACGUGUUGACCCCAGUGCAGAGUCACAGUGGAAUAUUCAAUCCGAGUCAAAGCAUUUUAGCAGCUGGUCCUGCUGGAAUGGUCAUCCGUGCACCGCAAGCAACCGGUGGCAAAAUUAUUCAGCAGCAUAGUCCCGGCGCACAAUUCCUCUCGCCGAAUAGUGGCCAAUUCUUGGUUAAUGGGACGACGUCGUUUGGGAAUCAGUUGAGUCCGAUAGUAGCCAAUGUCAGUCCAAAUCAGCAAGUGACUUUCAAUGCCUCGCAAGUGCGUCCGACGAACAUGCAGGGCCAGCAGGAGUUCAUACAGAUGAACGGGCAGACGUUGAUGGUACCGUGCGGGACAGCGCAAAAUAUCGCUGUCUCUUCAGCUCCUAAUCAACAAAACACCACGUUCGUCCAGCAGAAUACCACGAUAGUGCAACAGCAAACGACCAUGGUGUCUAACAAUCAGAUACCUAAUUUUCAAGCUGCAGCUCCUAAUGGAACAGCCGUUGAUCCUUCGUUGAACAUCGACCAUAAUCAGUCGUAUAUCUUGAGUUCUGGGAUGAUUCAGGGAAAGGCACCCACUUCGCCGAAAAGCAGCGUGAAUUCGCCGUCGUCGGAGCAAAACGUUGAACAGCAGCAAUACGUUCUCGCCAGCAGUAGCACGACUGUCGUUGAGAAAACAGCUCAACAGAGCGACCAGCACAGUCCGCUGAUGGCGAGACACUCUGUUUCGACGCAGACAGCUGGAAACCAAGCGAACAUGGCUCAGUCGGCUAUGAUGAGGCAAGGAUCACCGCCGGACACUACCACGCACAGCCCGGGGAACAGCCAAAGGUCGAAUAGCCCUGCUGUUGACACCACAACGCAUGGAGCAGCUUCACCUGCACCACCUAUUACUGCUAGGCAUCACUCGUCGUCUACGCCAAUGGUUCAUUGCGUGUCAAGUAGCGAACCGGACUCAGGCGACGUGCCAGUGGCGUCGGAAGAUUGGAGAAUUCAGGGUAUCACCACGAAAGAAAUCACGCUUAGUCAGCCGGGUCUCCAUGGGAAGACUUAUGUGGAGUCGACGGUGACUACUGGGAUCCAGAUCUAUACGUCAGAGACGUUGAAGCAAGCGGAAGGUGUGGUGAGCACAGUGAGGUGCGAGGGCAGGGAACAUGCCCUCGGCCGCGGAAUCAAGCGAAAGCUGGACUCCAUCCAUUCCAUGCAUUCUACCCUGCAUGAAGACCAAGAUGUAGCCGAGGCAAAGUCGGAGGAGAAGAGCCAGAGGAAACUGGAAGUGGGUGAGCUAGUGUGGGGCGCCGCAAGAGGAAGUCCGGCCUGGCCGGGCAAGGUCGAGUCUUUGGGCCCACCGGGCACCAUGACUGUCUGGGUCCGUUGGUACGGGGGCGGGGGCGGUCGGAGCCAGGUCGAGGUCAAGGCUCUCAAGUCCCUCUCCGAAGGCCUCGAGGCGCACCACCGUGCGCGAAAAAAGUUUAGGAAAAGUCGUAAAUUGAACAUGCAGCUGGAGAACGCUAUACAGGAGGCGAUGGCAGAGCUGGACAAAGUGACGGAGCCCAGUAAGGACCAGAAAGCGACGAACAGAUCGUGCAAGGUGACCGGGAGCAAGGGAUCGGAGAGCAGUGGCGCUUCGAAGCAAGAUGGCAAGAGGUCGUCGAAGAAGUCUGUCGCGUCGUUGAAUCCUGUCGCGGCAGAGCAGAAGCAGUGUCGGUGAUCCGUGUCGAUCGAUACUUGUACGAGCCAACUGAAGUCACGAUCAUGAAUUUCUCUGCGAACAGAGAGCCCUGUCGAAGCUUCGGCGUUCGCGCGCCUCUUGUGGUUGAGAAACACUGACACGUGCCACUUGUUCUACGUUGUUUUUUCGACUCCUCGCUGAACCACUCGUGGCG
Messenger RNA from Eufriesea mexicana, 6313 nucleotides. Its product is annotated as mucin-17-like. Gene Ontology annotation, molecular function: chromatin binding. The record is from RefSeq and is a predicted model, not a curated record. NCBI's taxonomy places the organism in Eukaryota, Metazoa, Arthropoda, Insecta, Hymenoptera, Apidae. Gene Ontology annotation, cellular component: chromocenter; nucleus.